Rhizophagus irregularis DAOM 181602=DAOM 197198 is the source of this 828-nucleotide messenger RNA. The record is from RefSeq and is a predicted model, not a curated record. Lineage: Eukaryota; Fungi; Glomeromycota; Glomeromycetes; Glomerales; Glomeraceae.
AAGUUAACAAUUCAACAAUUUAUUCCACAUAUUAGAUUUUUUCAAAUUUCUUCUGAAGAUUAUUAUUAUAAAAUACGUCCUUUAUCAGCACUUUUACCAAAAGAACUUAAUGAAGAACUUAUUUUACAUUAUCUUGUACCAGGAAGUUCAUUAAAUACAAAAGUAUUACCUUCAAGAAAAGUUAAUGUAGAAUCAGUAAUUAUUGAUAUGGAUCAUAUUUAUCAAAUUGUUCAUUGGAUUGAUAAAAAUCAAGGUGAAGUUUCUUUAAAAUUAGUUCCAUAUGAAUUUAAAUUACUUUUACGUGGAAGUAGAGAUGGUUUUGGUAUUGAUACUUUUGGAAAAAGAUGUUAUAAUAAAAGAGCUACUCUUAUAAUAAUUAAAUUGAAAGAUGAUGAUAAAAUCAUUGGAGGUUAUAAUCCUUUAAGUUGGAGGGGUGCUAGUAAAUAUCUUUCAACGAAUGAUAGUUUUAUUUUCUCAUUUCAAUCUACUCUAAAUUUAUCAUCAACUGUUCUAAGUAGAGUUAAGAACGGAAAAAAUGCAAUAUAUGAUUCUGCUUAUGAUAAACAUGGUUUUGGUGAUGGUGACCUUCGAAUAUUUGAUAAAGUUUGUGAUCUUAAAGAAUACGAAAAAAGAAUUAUUAAAAAUGAUAGUUUCGAAAUUGAAGAUUACGAAGUAUUUCAAAUUGUAAAGAAAAAUACGUGAUUGAGAUCACGAGAUCACGAGAUCACGUUGGCAAUAUCAGUCUAAUGUUGUUGUUGUUAAUGUAACUUAUUUAUACAAAUAAAUUUAUAUUCGAUGAAAAAUUCUGCGUAUUUGAUGUAUUAUCAG